AUGGAGGCCCCAUGCACGGCAGCCAAGCCGGCAAGCUUUGUGGGCGCCUGGUCUCCAGUUCCAACACCCUCGAUGCCCUCAAUGCCUAGGCGGCACAGACGUGAGGUGGGUCGCUGCACCUUGCCAGUAGGCUUCAUGGGGCUGGUUCUCUGCGGGCAUCGCCGGCGGUCCUCAGGUUCCUCGCUAAUCUUGAGCGCAGAGCCGCUGGAGCUUAUGUCCGAGUUUGAUGCGGAGGAUCCGGAGCUACGGGUAGAAGCCGCAAACCAAGUGGGGGCCAUGAACGUCACGAGCGUUCUUUGGCCGCCGAAGCGGGAACAGGCAGACCCGGCGGAGCUCACUCCAGUCUUGCAGGAGACGACUGUGGGACGCUUCACUGGCUCAGCGCCUCCGUUUGCGGCCUGGCCCUUUUACGAGGCUGCUGAUGUCACAACCCUGGAAGAAAAAGACCCAGAGCUUGAGAUCUACAAGGUGGUGGACUUUGACUCCUCAAGCGGCUUGACGAGAGCCUUUGCGUUGGCCAGCCGUUGGCAGAAGCAGAACUUGGGCCGUUCGGCAGGCUUUGACCGCCUCGGCGCUGGCGUUUUAAGCGGUUUCAAGCACACGAACCCCAUCCUGAUGCGACAGCUGCAAGGACUCAACGUCCUCACCAACUGGCAAAGCGACCAACGGCAAAGCUCCGUUUUUUCAGAUGAGGCCUUUGCACAGUUCAUUGCCGAUGUGGAGGCCUCGGAGUUUACGGCCCGGGAGUUCCGCGCUGUAGCGCCCGUGGGCCGUGAGGCGCACGUAACCGGCCUGGUAGGAACCACCGGCUCCUCCCUGGCCGUGUGGACCAUCGAGAAAGGCGGUGAGGCAGAGCGGAGCCUCGACAGCCUCAACAUCCAGCUCUGCUUAGGGCACGACUGCCUAGACCAGGGCCCAAUUGCAGAAGAGCGCCUACUCCGACUGCUUGCAGCCCGCGCCCAGAAACAUGGCCUGGCCCUGCGCUGCCGGGCACGCUUUACGGAGAAGGGCAAGCUGCUGGUUCCUGGCAAAGCCUUGGGCUUCAAGCUGGUUCCUGGUGAACAAGAAUUCGCAGAGGAUACCAGCGACCAAGACGCGCUGAGCAAUCCGGAUUUUACCAAAGCAAAGACACUUGGCAUGUUGGU
Messenger RNA from Symbiodinium pilosum, 1145 nucleotides. The record is from the annotation of a GenBank genome assembly. NCBI's taxonomy places the organism in Eukaryota, Dinophyceae, Suessiales, Symbiodiniaceae.